Messenger RNA from Nannospalax galili (Upper Galilee mountains blind mole rat), 945 nucleotides. RefSeq names its product olfactory receptor 4A5-like. Lineage: Eukaryota; Metazoa; Chordata; Mammalia; Rodentia; Spalacidae. Bases 1 to 945 code for a protein of 314 amino acids. Gene Ontology annotation, biological process: G protein-coupled receptor signaling pathway. The record is from RefSeq and is a predicted model, not a curated record. Gene Ontology annotation, cellular component: membrane. Gene Ontology annotation, molecular function: olfactory receptor activity; G protein-coupled receptor activity. The transcript has a single exon.
AUGGGACAGAGCAACAAUGUCACAGAAUUUGUCCUCCUGGGUCUUACUCAGGAUUCUUCUGGGCAAAAAGCAUUAUCUGUCAUGUUUUCACUCAUGUAUAUUGUGACAGUUGUAGGCAACUUGACAAUUGUAGUGACAGUGAUUGCCAGUCCCUUCUUGGGCUCCGCAAUGUACUUUUUCUUUGCCUGUCUGUCACUCAUAGAUGCUGUUUAUUCAACUGCCAUCUUGCCCAAAUUGGUUGUGGAUUUAAUGUGCAACCAAAAGACAAUUUCAUUCUCAGCUUGCAUGGGCCAGCUCUUCCUAGAGCACUUUUUUGGUGGUGUUGAGGUCUUUGUUCUGGUGGCAAUGGCCUAUGAUCGGUACGUAGCCAUCUGUAAGCCACUCUAUUAUUUGACCACCAUGAAUCAGCAGGUUUGUGUGCUUCUGUUAGUGGUGUCCUGUACCGGAGGGUUUGCCCACUCUCUGGUUCAAGUUCUGUUUGUUUACAACCUUCCUUUCUGUGGGCCCAAUGUCAUUGACCAUUUCAUCUGUGACAUGUACCCAUUGUUGGGACUGGCAUGCACCGAUACUUAUUUCCUUGGCCUCACUGUCAUUGCCAACAGUGGGGCAAUCUGUAUAGUGGUCUUUAGCCUUCUCCUAGUUUCCUAUGGAAUAAUUCUGAACUCUCUUAGGAGUCACAGUCAGGAGGGGAGACGCAAAGCCCUGUCCACCUGCAGCUCCCACAUCACGGUGGUUGUCCUUUUUUUUGUUCCCUGUAUUUUCAUGUAUGUCAGACCUGUCUCCAAUUUCCCUAUUGAUAAAUCCCUGACUGUAGUUUAUACAGUCAUCACUCCCAUGUUGAAUCCUUUAAUAUACACAUUGAGGAAUUCAGAGAUGAAAAAUUCUAUGAAAAAACUUUGGUGUGAAAAGUUAACUAGGGACAGAAGACAAAUGUUUCCUUGUUGA